AUGGUUGGGACAACAAACAUCCAUCUCGUUCGUACUUUGGAUACCCGUAUAACCAUCGAAGACUGUUGA
Messenger RNA from Spinacia oleracea (spinach), 69 nucleotides. NCBI's taxonomy places the organism in Eukaryota, Viridiplantae, Streptophyta, Magnoliopsida, Caryophyllales, Amaranthaceae. The record is from the annotation of a RefSeq genome assembly.